Rhagoletis pomonella (apple maggot) is the source of this 962-nucleotide messenger RNA. RefSeq names its product potassium voltage-gated channel protein Shaw-like. Bases 765 to 962 code for a protein of 65 amino acids. Gene Ontology annotation, biological process: potassium ion transmembrane transport; protein homooligomerization. The transcript is spliced from 2 exons. Gene Ontology annotation, molecular function: delayed rectifier potassium channel activity. The record is from RefSeq and is a predicted model, not a curated record. Gene Ontology annotation, cellular component: voltage-gated potassium channel complex; axon; neuronal cell body membrane. Lineage: Eukaryota; Metazoa; Arthropoda; Insecta; Diptera; Tephritidae.
UGUAAAAAAUUCGCUGUGUCAAUACUUUUUUGCGACAGUGUAUAACCACACACACACACACACCUACAUACAUACAUACUACAUUCAAAAGCAGCACAAUGGCAUAACGCAUGAAAAGUGCAAGUGAGCGUGCAAGAACGUGUUGUGAAUUUCAAACAAAGAAUGAAAUAAUUUCGAAAGUGCAGCAAGAAGUUGCAAAAAACGGAAGCAAAAAAUAAUGUUCGCAUAAAGCAUAGCGGAAAGCAAGAGAAAUUAUAGCGCAAAUAAUAGUCAAUGCGAAAAAGUGUGCAAAGGCUGAAAGCAUUCAGAAACAAAGCCGUGCACUUUUCGCCAAAGAAAUUGCGCAAACAUAUGCAAGUACAAAAAAAAAAAUCGAAAGUUUUAAAAGCGGAAAAGCAUUAAAGUGGUCAGCAAGUGUUGUGAAGUGAAGUGAUGUGAAACAACAAAAGUGAAAAUAGUGUGCAGGAAAUAUUUGUGUCACAAAGCAGAAGAAAAGAUUUCAUGUUUUUUUAUUUUUCCCCCGCCUACUUUUGUGCUUUUUGAAUUCUUCACAUUGUGGCCGCUGUGGCGUAUACGUAACAUGAAAAAAGCACAAUUUCGUUAAUGUUGGUUGUGUGUGCCACAGCAUAGCCGCUACAUAGUCGAUUGUGCGUGCGUGUUAAGCGGUGGUGCCUGCUGUUGCGCUGCGUAUUUAGGCGCUUAGUUAGUUGUGGCGUGUAUGCUCAAGGCGCGCAUGCUGCUGCUGCCAGAUUACGUUUUGCAACAUGGAUGGCGAAAAUCGGAUUAUACUCAAUGUGGGUGGCAUAAGAUAUGAAACUUACAAAGCAACUUUGAAAAAAAUACCCGCCACACGCUUAUCCCGCCUCACCGAAGCAUUGGCCAACUAUGAUCCGGUGUUGAAUGAAUAUUUCUUCGAUCGCCAUCCGGGUGUGUUUACGCAAAUACUCAACUAUUACAGGUAA